Molecule: messenger RNA, 1694 nt
Organism: Oryzias latipes (Japanese medaka)
Lineage: Eukaryota; Metazoa; Chordata; Actinopteri; Beloniformes; Adrianichthyidae
Gene: marcksb
Product: myristoylated alanine-rich protein kinase C substrate b
Biological process (GO): actin filament organization; central nervous system development
Cellular component (GO): plasma membrane; actin filament bundle; cytoplasm
Molecular function (GO): calmodulin binding; actin filament binding
Source: RefSeq, a predicted model, not a curated record
CGGACUGGGGCGUUGUACUCCGCAUCUCAUUUGCGGCGGGGCCAAUUUCUCCAUCUCCAAACUCCGCUCGAGAAAAAAAAAUUGAAACAAUUCACGUGUUUUCUCAUCUUAAGCUCGUUUUUUAAAGCGCGUAUUAGUUUCCCUGCGAGACUUUUGGACUCCGAGCCCGUUUUGCUGCUUUAGACGCACCGGGAGGCGGCAGCGUUCCUCGAUUUUUUGGGGGGAGGAAGCCUGCGGUCUUUGUUCAUUCAUUUGAUCGGUUGGGCUCCUUUGUUGGAACAAAAAAAAUUAGAAAAAAUUUAAGAAGCAUGGGAGCGCAAAUCUCCAAAACCGCUGGAAAAGGGGACGCCGCGGUGGAAAAGCAGGCGGAGGGCGUAGAGGUUGCUGCCAAGACAAACGGACAGGAAAAUGGUCACGCCAAGAGCAACGGAGAUGCCUCUCCUGCUACAGAGGAAGCCAACAAAGCUGAUGUGCAGGCUAAUGGUAGCACUCCUACAGAGGAGGUGCCAAAAGAAGAUGGAGAGAAAGUAGAGGGCGCUGAAGCCGGCGGAGAGAAGGAGGCAGGUGCCACAAAUGGAGAAGCUUCCGCCAAGCCGGAGGAAGGCACUCCAUCCACUAGCGAGGAUGGCAAGCAGAAGAAGAAGCGGUUCUCCUUCAAAAAACCCUCCUUCAAGCUCAGCGGCUUCUCUUUCAAGAAGACCAAGAAGGAGUCUGAGGAAGCGACGGAGGAGGCAGCAGCGGCAAAGCCAGCCGAAGGAGAGAAGUCCGAAGAGGCUGCCACCGAGGAGGCCAAGCCAAGUGAGGGCGGUGAAGAGGGAGCCAAGGAGGCAGCAGCAGCUCCUGAAGAGCCAAAGGAGGUGAAGGGAGAAGAAGCUGCAGGAGGAGAAGAGAAACCAGCUGAAGCUUCAGCUACUGAGCCAGAAACGGCAGCCAGUCCAGAGGCCACGGCAGCUGCUGAGUAAUCCUGCUGAACAAGAUCCCGGAAUGAAGGAAAAGUUGUAGCUCAUUUUUGAAGAAAUGCGAGAACUUGUCUAAAACCAGGGAUUUUUUUUCUUCUUUGUUUACUACUUCUGCAACCACCUCAUCCCUAAUGAUUGCAAUGUCCCUGGCAGUGAUGGACAGGAGGUGCAGUAGAGUGUGUGCAGCUUCAUCACUGCUUAUCGGUGCUUGCAUGUGAAACAUGGAUGAGUGUGAAAGUGCGACUGUGAGCAAGAUUUUUUUCUUCAUUUUUUUUUUUUUUUUGGUUUAUUUCCGACAUGACGCGUUGCUAAAUUUGAUGUAUUUAAUCACAGUAUUUGGUGCUGGCAGUUGGAUGUAGCAGCUAAAGCUGUGUCUGCAAGAUCUGACACAUUGUGAUGUUUAAAGGGAAAAAAAGUCCUUAUCCAAGUCUUAAAUGUUGUCUUUGCAGUGCACAGUUGUUUACAACUCUUGAAAUUUAACGCUCCUGUGGACACUAACCAUUCCUGAACUAGAUUUAGUUAACUGUCAACAAUAGGUGCUUAUCACUUUCCAUUAGAUUCCAUUUCCGAAAUUUCUGUAGUAAUGCACGCUGUAUAGACUUUGAUAUUACUGGUUUUAUGACUGAGAUGUACCUAAUGAUUGAAGGUUUUUAACUGAUUACCCAUUGUAAAUGAAGUUUUCUUGUUUUUUCACCAUUUGUAAGAUUGAAUAAAAAUUGGGAGAUGUUUUAAGCA